Molecule: messenger RNA, 1063 nt
Organism: Asparagus officinalis (garden asparagus)
Lineage: Eukaryota; Viridiplantae; Streptophyta; Magnoliopsida; Asparagales; Asparagaceae
Exons: 6
Coding region: 146-847 (233 amino acids)
Source: RefSeq, a predicted model, not a curated record
CAUCCUCGGCUCCCGCCUCCCGUCUCCCGCUGUCGAGCCGACGCUGACGCCGAGAUAAGCAACAUGUGCAGAGUUAUAUGCUAAAUGUGGAAUAAAGGUUGAAGUGGAUCAUAUUAAAAACCGAUUGAAGACACUUAAAAAAGAUAUGGGCGCAUUUCAAGACAUGCAGAAUUCUUCUAGUGGAUUUGCAUUUAAUCGAGUGACAAGGAUGAUGGAUGCGGAGCCAAAAGUUUGGGAAGAUUACAUAAAGGCACAUCCUGGAGCAAAACAAUUUCGUUACAAACCUGUACCGUGUUUUGAAAACUUGCAAAUCAUUUAUGGGAAAGACAGGGCUGGUGGUUUAUCUUCUGAAACUAUCAAAGAAAGACGUGCUCGCAUUGAAAAUGAAAGAGAUGAAUCAAGUUCUAUCAAUACAAAUCAAGAUGAUAGAGAACCUGUUCAAGAGAACGAUGUAGAAUGCAUUGGCCCUUCAAAAUGUAAAGAACAAGAUCCCAAAACCCAUUCUACAACGGGAACAUCUUCUAAGGUGAUAUAUAAAAGAAAGCAUAGUGCCACUAGCAACUUGGGUGAAGAGCUUGAUGGGCUAAAAAGCGGAAUGGAGUCAAUUGCUUCUGCAAUUUGGAAGACCGGUCCUCGUUUUUACACAGAAGGAGAGAUAUUUGAGGAGCUUUCAAAAGUUGAAGGGCUCAAUGAGGACGAACAGCUUGUAGCCUAUGACUAUCUUACCGAGGAUGCGGCUCGAGGAAGAAACUUUAUUGGGUUACCAAUUCAUCGGAGGAAAAGAUGGUUGGAGAUUAAGCUUGGAUGGGCAUCACACAAUCUUGAUAUCGGUACUAGGAGGGGAUGAAGGAUGCGAGAUUGAUGUUUUGAUGGGCUCACUAAAGUCAAAAACCAAGGAAUUCGGCAUAUUUUUCUCUCUAUUUGGUUAAGAUUCUCUAUAUAUGAAAUUGAUUGUAAUAGAUUUUGUUGGUUAAGGUUUUUUAUAUGAAAUUGAUUGUAAUAGACUUUGUGACUAGAAACGGAUAAUAUACUUUAUAUUAGGAAUAUCAUGACAUUUACUUUA